Molecule: messenger RNA, 1496 nt
Organism: Zymoseptoria tritici IPO323
Lineage: Eukaryota; Fungi; Ascomycota; Dothideomycetes; Mycosphaerellales; Mycosphaerellaceae
Exons: 5
Coding region: 57-1496 (479 amino acids)
Molecular function (GO): aldehyde dehydrogenase (NAD+) activity
Source: RefSeq, a predicted model, not a curated record
GGACAUUUCUACCCAUUCUCGACCACAUUCCUUCUUCCACAUCGCUCACACACAUCAUGUCUCCCAGCAAGGUGUCGUCCCUCCAGUGGGACUCGUUCAGCAAUGUCAUCAACGGCCAGCUGCGAGACUCCAAGGACCACCACUACGGUACCAACCCAUCCACCGGCGAGAAGCUAUGGGCCGUCCCAAUCGCCGGCCAGAAGGAAGUCGAUGAGGCCGUCGAGGUCGCACAGAAGGCUUUUGAGUCGUUCCGCGAGACCACACUGGAGCACCGCAAGGAGCUCCUCGCCAAGUGGAAGGAUGCUCUCCUCGCAGUGUCAGACGAGAUGACCGAGCUGCUCUGCGCUGAGACUGGCAAGCCGAAAGGCGUUGCCGAACUGGAGACCACGGGAGGUGUUUCCGGCUGGAUCGACUGGCACAACUCCCUCGAGAUUCCAGAGGAGAAGAUGGACGACGGCGAGAAGGUCAUCACCACCCGCUACACUCCACUCGGUGUCAUUGGUGCCAUCUGCCCAUGGAACUUCCCCAUCCUCCUCGCCAUUGGCAAGAUCAUCCCUGCUGUCUUGACCGGCAACACCAUUAUCGUCAAGCCCUCUCCAUUCACGCCAUACACCACCCUCAAGGUGGUCGAGAUCGCACAGGACAUCUUCCCCCCUGGUGUGAUUCAGGCCGUCGGCGGAGAUGACUACCUCGGACCAAUGCUCACCGCUCACCCCGGCAUCGCCAAGAUCUCCUUCACCGGCUCCAUCGCCACCGGCAAGAAGAUCAUGGCUGCCUGCGCCCAGACCCUCAAGCGUGUCACACUUGAGCUUGGUGGAAACGAUGCCUCGAUCGUCCUUCCCGAUGUCGAUAUCAAGAAGGUCGCUCCCGAGCUCGUCCUCGGUGCAUUCCAGAACACUGGCCAGGUCUGUGUCGCCACAAAGCGUAUCUUUAUCCACCAGGACAUCUACGACGAGAUGCUCGCUGCCAUGGUCGAGUUCACCAAGUCUUUGACUGUCGGCGACCCAAAGACCGGCUCUCACCUCGGACCAAUUCAGAACCAGAUGCAGUACGAGAAGGUCAAGACCUACUUCCAGGACAGCAAGGACAAGGGCUACAAAUUCGCAGUCGGCGCCCCAGACGUCGAGUCUGGCAAGGGCUUCUUCGUCCAGCCCACCAUCAUCGACAACCCGCCCACCGACUCCCGCAUCAUCCAAGAAGAGCCUUUCGGCCCCAUCGUGCCCACCCAGCCCUGGUCUGACGAAGAGGAGGUCAUCAAGCGCGCGAACAACUCCAACGCCGGCCUCGGAGCCUGCGUGUGGGGUAAGGAUAUCGAGCGUGCCGAGCGCAUCGGAAAGCGUCUGGAGUCGGGCUCCGUCUUCAUCAACUCGUUUGAAAAGCCCACUCCUCAGGCUUUCUUCGGUGGUCACAAGGAGUCUGGUAUCGGUGGCGAGUGGGGCAAGGACGGCCUCAAGGCUUACUGCAACGCUCACGUUAUGCACUCGUACAAGGCUUAG